This is a messenger RNA of Phlebotomus argentipes, 814 nucleotides long. RefSeq names its product unconventional myosin-Ia-like. The record is from RefSeq and is a predicted model, not a curated record. Lineage: Eukaryota; Metazoa; Arthropoda; Insecta; Diptera; Psychodidae. Bases 77 to 814 code for a protein of 245 amino acids. The transcript is spliced from 4 exons. Gene Ontology annotation, cellular component: cytoplasm; actin cytoskeleton; plasma membrane. Gene Ontology annotation, molecular function: ATP binding; microfilament motor activity; actin filament binding. Gene Ontology annotation, biological process: vesicle transport along actin filament; actin filament organization.
CGCGCACUUCCGCCUCCGGAGGGUGGAUCAGGUGAAUGGCUUCGGGUGUUCCAUGCGUGAGGAGUGAGCAGCUGAGAUGCCGAACGCGGAGCAGGAAGUGGGAUGCUGGGAUUCCGUGCUCCUGGAGAAUCCCACCGAGGAUAACUUCAUCAGUAAUCUCCACCUGAGAUACAAGAGGGAUCACAUUUACACCUACAUUGGGACGUACCUGGUGUCCAUCAACCCCUUCAAGCCACUCCCUCUCACCACGCCCGACCUGGUGAAGACCUACGCCACCCGCAGACUGUUCAAACUCCCACCGCACAUCUUUGGCGUCGCCAGUCGAGCUUACGCGAAUCUGCUGGACUUCCAUGAGGAUCAGAGCAUCAUUCUCACGGGCGAGAGUGGCAGCGGGAAGAGUGAGACGGCUCAAAUGGUGGUGGAUUUCAUCACGCGCGUACCGCAGAUUCGACGAAGUCGCUCGCCACGGCGAAGAGGAUCCACUUCCUCCCCGUGCUGCUCAGCUCACGGCUCCAGCAACGUCUCGCGCUCUUCCACUCCGCGGCACGAGUCCUCGCUGGACUCUCCCGGCGCCUGCAGUCAGUCCAAGGGAUGCAUUUUCCGGCAGCGGAGCGUCGAGACGGAAAAGUCUUCGUAUGGAAGCCUGAGAAAAUGCUCUCACGAGUGGAAGAGCUCAGAAAGUUUGCCGUCAAAGUGCCAACUUCACGCCCACUCGACGCCCAGGAUUGCCAAGAAGUGCCCCAAGCACUCGUGCAGCACGCCAGAGUAUCAGCAGAAGAAUGUGGUGCUGUCCAAGACGCUGAGGCGAACAUGA